CUGGUUCGUUGCAAACGAAAUGAUGGCUGGCCUAGAAACCCUCCUCGAAAGCAUGUUGCCAGCUUUCCAAAGACCUUCACCGCAUUACUGGGUUUUCUCUGUAACAUUGUCUAAGAUAAGCUUAAGGAAGACCCAAAGAAGCGUUACAAGCGUCCCCAUACAACCGCAUCACCCCAUACCGCGCUUAUGAACCAAGUCUCCCACUCCACCGACCUCGAGCGACCUCCAGCAUUGACUCUACCACUCCCACCCCCAAAAAACCCAAGCACAUCGAAAAGCAGGGGGAAGACCUCGCGGAUUACCUAUCCUCAAUCAGAGAGCCUCCCUCUCAUGCGUUUAUCACUUGAGAUCUACCUCGAAGUAUAUAAUGCUGUACUCGGUGAUCGCAGGGUCCAUAUUUCGUUUGGGUUUGGGAACUUUGGGCCAGAGCGGCGUGAGCUGGAGCCCGUUCCCUGGGUGAUGACUCUAGGGGAAAGAAGAGGGAGUUGGUGGAACACAAACUGCACCUGGGAUCACAGCGAAGACAACUCGUACAGGAACAUAUUGAUGGAUAAUCUCUGUGGAGCCACCAAGUAUUGGAACCGGUCAGAGAAACAUUGGCCGCCUUAUUCGAUGGGAGGAAUGCAGAAGCUGGAUUUUGCGAUCUUGUUGACCUGUCGGAAGAUAUGAACACCUUGCCCUUUUGUUUGCCAGAAACCUGAGGGAGAGCUAACAUGGGAUGGGCAGUUAUUCAGAGGCAAUCGACGUACUUUACAGAAGGACUUUCGUCUUCAAU
Hyaloscypha bicolor E is the source of this 775-nucleotide messenger RNA. RefSeq lists its product as uncharacterized. Lineage: Eukaryota; Fungi; Ascomycota; Leotiomycetes; Helotiales; Hyaloscyphaceae. The record is from RefSeq and is a predicted model, not a curated record. Bases 187 to 669 code for a protein of 160 amino acids. The transcript has a single exon.